This is a messenger RNA of Selaginella moellendorffii, 1785 nucleotides long. RefSeq names its product AT-hook motif nuclear-localized protein 13. The transcript has 7 exons. The coding region runs from base 1 to 1785 and encodes 594 amino acids. NCBI's taxonomy places the organism in Eukaryota, Viridiplantae, Streptophyta, Lycopodiopsida, Selaginellales, Selaginellaceae. Gene Ontology annotation, molecular function: minor groove of adenine-thymine-rich DNA binding. The record is from RefSeq and is a predicted model, not a curated record.
AUGGGGAUAGGGAACGGAUGGAUGAUGGGGAUCAACCCCGCGCUCCCAUUGGGCGUUCCCUGCGAGCAAAGGAAGCGCCCUUGCCUCGCUUUAGGGUUCUUGAGCGAGCGCGCGCGCGCGCGCCCGGGCCAGCGCUCCGAGAUAUCCGUUGCAGCGCGAUUCAACCGGUCGCGACGCGAUCGAUCGGUGGAGCGUGUGUUUGUUUUGGUUCCAUUCUUCCAUCGGACGAGGGAAGAGGGGGAUUUUCUUGCGCAGACCCAAUCCGUUUGGCCGUGGGCGGGGCUAGGGUUUUUCAAUCGCGGGGCUAGAAUGCAAGGCGGCGGCAUGGAGCAGCGCAACCGGCAUUGGCAUGAGCGGCGCGGCGCUACAUCCAAAUAUUUCGCGCUCGCGCUUCUUCUUCGUCUUGGCGGCGGCAAAGGGAAAUAUUUCGCGCUGGAAGGCUACGAUAAGCAGCGGUGGAGAGGGGAAGGCGACCUCCUGAGAUCACUCUACGGCAUGGAAGGGAGGGAGCCCCCAUCUGGGCUCUCGCCCUCCAAUCUCCAGCAGCACCAGCAGCACCAGCAGCACCACUCCAUGGCCGCCGCGCAGCAAGCUCCAUCCUUCUCCGCCAUUCUCCAGCGCGGCCCGAUUCCUCCCGGCAUUCAUCACCUCCCAUCGCCCCCCGGCUUGCAUGCUUCAUCGGGGCUCCGCCCGGCCUCCAUCGCCAGCCCUAAUCCCUCCGGGCAAGCGCCCGGCGGCUAUCCUGGCGAUGGCAUGGCUCUCGUACCACAGCAGCUCGGCGGUGGCGGCGGCGGUGGUGGUGGCGGCGGCAGCGGCGGUGGCAGCGGCGGGGUGAUGGGCGGCGGCGUUGUGGGUAGCGUCCGGCCUGGGGAGCCUGUCAAGAGGAAGCGGGGGAGGCCCAGGAAGUAUGGAGACGGUGCCAGUGGCAGCAGCAGUGUGUCGCUCGCGCUCACGCCUCUCUCCUCCGUCAGCCCGAUAUCAUCGGUCACUACCACUCCCACAGAGAAAAGGAGAGGCCGGCCUCCCGGGUCUGGGAAAAAGCAGCAACUUGCAGCUCUUGGCUCCGCUGGACAAGGCUUCACUCCUCAUGUCAUCACGAUCGCUGCUGGAGAGGAUGUUGCCACCAAAAUCAUGUCUUUCUCGCAAACUGGACCCCGGGCAGUCUGUGUUCUGUCCGCCAACGGUGCCAUUUCAAAUGUUACGCUUCGUCAACCGGCUACUUCUGGUGGCACUGUGACAUACGAGGGUCGUUUCGAGAUCCUCUCCCUGUCAGGAUCUUUCCUCCUCACCGAAAGCGGGGGCACGCGAAGCAGAACAGGCGGUCUGAGCGUGUCCCUGGCCGGACCAGAUGGACGCGUCGUUGGCGGUGGAGUCGCCGGGCUUCUCAUGGCUGCCACUCCCGUUCAGGUGGUUGUAGGGAGCUUCAUUGCGGACACGCGCAAGUCUGUGCCAUUGCGGGCCAUGGACAGCCCGCAGGGCGCCUCCGCCUCCGGAUCCAUGCAGAGGCCAACCAAGAACGAGUCAGGGGCGAGGAGCCCGGAUAGUCCUCACAUGGAACAGCAGAGCAGCGGCGCUGGUGGUGGUCCUGGUGGUGGCGCUGGUGGUGGCGCUGGUGGUGGCGGUGGCGGUGGCGGUGGCGGUGGUGGAGGCAGCCUGUUGCAGCACUCGCAGCACUCACAGCACUCGGUCCAGGGGAUGGGCAGCUUAGGAGGAUGGUCGAGUAGCCAGACGCUCGCGGAGCCGCGGCGUGACACAGAUAUCAACAUACCGCUGCCGAACGGGUGA